Messenger RNA from Haliotis rubra (blacklip abalone), 2134 nucleotides. RefSeq names its product ubiquitin carboxyl-terminal hydrolase 25-like. The coding region runs from base 146 to 2134 and encodes 662 amino acids. The record is from RefSeq and is a predicted model, not a curated record. The transcript has 16 exons. Gene Ontology annotation, biological process: regulation of protein stability; protein deubiquitination. NCBI's taxonomy places the organism in Eukaryota, Metazoa, Mollusca, Gastropoda, Lepetellida, Haliotidae. Gene Ontology annotation, cellular component: cytosol; nucleus. Gene Ontology annotation, molecular function: cysteine-type deubiquitinase activity; cysteine-type endopeptidase activity.
UUCACUCCAACGUUAGUCAGCGAAUAAAGGAGUUCCACGAGAUUAUUACUAAACACGUUCAUUGGGACAGAAACAGUUACAUCACCGAAUAACAUUGCAAAUGGUAUCUUGUAUAAGGUGGUGAUACAUCCACCAACAGCGACGAAUGCCGACACAUAAUCAUGUAUUCGCCUUGAGUUUCCUUUCUUGGAAUGGCCGACGCCAUUUUAUUUCCAAGGCCGACAUGACUGUGGAACAGUCUUCUCUUUCUCAUCGUGUUACUCAGCGGGGCGACGAUGCCAAGACAUAUGACACUAUUAAGGAAGUGACGGGAAUCGACAACCCUCAGGUGAUACAGGAAGCGAUCACUGCAUGCAAGAACAACGAAGGAUCCUACAAAGUUGAAGAUGUUGUUGCUAUGCUUCUUGGAGAUGAUUCUGAACGCCUGGCAAAGAAGCAGGUUGUGAAGCCAUACAGGGAUGUUACAGAUGCUCUGCCGCACGUGACCCAGAGUCAGACUACUCGGGUGAGCAGUGGUGAGGCCAUCCCUAGCACCACACAGAAGACAGAGGGAGCUGAAGCUGGAGCUGGAGCUGCCUCUAGCAAGGGAGUUAUUGACCUGACCAAUGAGCCCACCACUGACCGUGAUGAGUUGCAGAAAGCUAUAGCGGCCAGUCUGCAGGACAGCCAGGGCAUUCUGGGAGGUCAGGUGACCAGGGAGGAGCAAGAUAUUAGCAGGGUUCUAGAAGCCAGUCUGGCCGAGAGCAAGGCAGGGACAAAGAGGAAACGAGGGGAGGUAUGGUUUGUCGACCCACUCAACCCCCAUGAACGCAAGCGUACCGAGGGAUGGCCAGUAGGACUGAAGAAUGUCGGCAAUACAUGCUGGUUCAGCGCAGUUAUACAGUCACUCUUUCAUCUAAGAAAAUUUCGACACAUUGUGCUGAAUUUCAAACUUCCAAAUGAAGGGCCUUCUACAUCAACAAAUGAGAGGAGAAAUCAUCGGUUCAUGAAUGAGCUGCGUCACCUGUUUGCCUUGCUGGUCGGCUCAAACAAAAAGUAUGUGGAUCCGUCCAAAGCUGUGGAUAUUCUGAAGGAGGCUUUUUCCUCCCCAACAGGAGCUAGUGAUAGUCAGCAGGACGUCAGUGAGUUUCAACAUAAACUCCUAGAAUGGCUUGAGGAAGCCUUCAAGAAGGAUAACACUGACCCUUCAUCCUCACGGGAAGCGAAGGCAGGAUGUUCUCAGCAGGAGGAUAAGAAGGAUGACAAUCCUGUUGUGGAUCUAUUUUACGGGCAGUUCCAGGCAGAGGGAUAUCACGAAGGAAAGGGAUUCACCAACGAGGAGACGUUUGGGCAGUUUCCUUUGCAGGUGAACGGGUUUCGAGAUAUCCACGAGAGUCUAGAGGGUGCCACUGCCCAGGGUGAGAUUGAGGCUGUCAGUAGUGACGUCACACAGAAAUCAGGCCAGGAGCUAUGGUUUUCCCGCCUGCCUCCAGUAUUGACCUUUGAGCUUUCACGUUUCCAGUUCAACCAGCAGAUGGGUCGACCUGAAAAAAUACAUAAUAAGAUAGAGUUUCCUAAAGUUAUCUACAUGGACCGGUACAUGGAGAGAAACAAGGCACUGACACGGCAGAGGAGAGAGGAGGCGAGGAAGCUGAAGGAGGAACUUACUGUGCUGCAUGCGAAACUGGAUAAGUUCAUCUGUUACGGGUCUGGAAGCAAGCGUUUCCCUCUACAAGACGUGUUGUCAUCCGUGCUGCAGUUCGCAGAGAGUAAACCCAGUUCUUCCAGUCCACAGUCGCACGAUGUUGAGAUGGAAUCUCCAAAACCGAACUCGAUCACAAAUUGCAGAACAGAAUCUCCCAACUCUCUCCCAGUCCCGUCAGUGGAUGUGACCAUGUCAUCCCCACUGCCUCGCUCCCCCGGCAGGCCCCCUAAGCCCCCGCCGGACGUACCCAGCCCCUCCCCCCGCCAUGUGUCAGAGAGUGAACUCCAGGUGCUACAAGACUGUCUCAGACGUUGGCGAACUGAGGUGGAGACUGACGUCAGGGAGUUACAGGAGAACAUUUCUCGACUUGAAGAUCAGGUCAACAGUAUGUACAGUGAUGAUGCUAUGCAAAAAUUUGAAAUCUCAGACAUAACCAGGAUGCUGGUAUAA